Messenger RNA from Solanum tuberosum (potato), 1942 nucleotides. RefSeq lists its product as uncharacterized. The coding region runs from base 141 to 1793 and encodes 550 amino acids. The transcript has 3 exons. Gene Ontology annotation, molecular function: protein binding. Lineage: Eukaryota; Viridiplantae; Streptophyta; Magnoliopsida; Solanales; Solanaceae. The record is from RefSeq and is a predicted model, not a curated record.
AAACGGCAGGAUUAUUAUUUCCGAGUCUAAGGAAUGAUUUGGGUUUUUUUAUUUGUCAUCUAGAUUCUCUGAAUCUUAGUUGGGGCAGGGUUAGGGUUAUAAAUUAAGAUUUUCAUUCUUUGUUUUCUCAGGCGACGGCCAUGGCUGAACUCUGCCCCAAUUCUCAAACAGAUGAACAAAUUGUUAAAAAACGAAGAAUUUCUGAUACAAAUUCGGACGAUCCAACAUCCCGAUUCCCCGAUCAUGUUCUCCAUUUGAUUUUUUCCUAUCUUAAAUCUCAAGACCUCUUUACUGUCCGCCUUGUUUCCAAGAAUUGGCAUCGCAACACACCUUCAUACUUUCCUCUCGAAUUUGAGGAAUCAAACACUCCAAAUACACCCUCUAACGUGAUACAGGAAUCACAUAACAAGUUCUUAGAAUGGAUCCGUUCUUCUCUCGAAACUUGUCAAUCUGAGUUAAAAAAGGCGGAGAAAAGGAUAAUUCGGGUUCAAUUUGAGCGUCAUGAGAAUAUCAACGAUUUGUUGGAAUUGAUCAACGAAAUUGAUUUUCAUGAGGUAUAUUUGAGAUUUGGGUGUUUUAAUUACUGGAUUCCGUUUAUUUUUCAGUCGAAAUGUCUUAGAGUUGUUCAUCUAACUAGAGGUGGAAUUGAUAAGCAUUUGUUUAGUGAUGAAACGAAUUUUGUUUGUUUGGAAGAAGUAGAAUUAGAUAGCGUCAAUUUAAGUGGAGAAACUCUGUCAAAGUUUAUUAGUAAGUGCCCUAAUAUUAGAGAAUUGAAAUUGGUGAAUUGCAUGGUGUUAAGGUCUGUUGUGUUACCUAAAGUAGAUCGUUUGAAGAAGCUUUAUGUGCAGUUGGUAGGUUCUUAUCCUUCUAUUACCGACGUACAAGUUAUUGCCCCGAGUUUACAAGUGUUCCAUUUUGUUCAAUUUAAUAGAUGCAAUGUUGCAGUUAAUAUGGAUAUUCGUGCUUGUAGAAUGUUGCGGGAAUUUCACUUGGAAUGUCCCACAUUUCCGGUUGGUUUUGAUCAUGAACACUUCAUUUCAGAUUUUCCUCAUCUUGAAAAUCUGAUCCUUGGUCCUUGUGAGACGUCUAAGCGUGUCAAAAUUUCGAGUCCAUCACUUAGGAAAUUAACCUUAAUGUUCACACAACUGUAUAAUUAUAAUUAUUCAAGGAAAAGUGUUGUUUCAGUUCCAAAUUUAUGUUCUUUCCAAUACGUCGGUAGAACAUUUAAAUCAUCUUUAGCUCCGAGUGAAACUCGAAAGUUGUUGAAGACCAUCGGCAUUUCUUUGGUUCCUCAUGUUGAGAAGAUCAAUAGAGCUUGGUUCCUCCAAUUGAGAAGUCAUCUUACAAAACUCAACAACCGUAUUGGAUUGGCCUUAACCAUUCGUGAUCAGACAAGUUUUUCUGCACUGGGUAAACGAGGGCAUAAAUUGUGGAGCAUAUCAAUUGGACGAAUUCCAACACAAGUGGUACCUCAUAUCGGACACUUAAAGCUAGACAUAAGGUUCAAAGUUCCAGAGGAAUCCCAUGGGUGCUUGCUGAAAUAUAUAAUUGAUAACUUACUUUGGAUGUCUCAUCCAAAUGUAUUGACUCUAUCAAUGCCAACUAGUUUUGCUGCAUUUGCACUUGGAAUCUGCAACGAGUUUCUCAUAAGCAGAAGGGAAGACAACUGCUGUGCAGAUACCCAGAACAAGUGCUGGCGCCAUUUCCUAAAGGAUUUCAAGGUUAGGGAGCUAGUUACCAAUGAAAAGGAAGAGACAAAGAAGUUCAAUUUCAUAUUUACUUGGCAAUUAUGAAGUUAAGUCACUCUCUUUUCUGUUGGCCAAAUUGAGAUACUUUGUAGUAAGACAUAUGUGUUUUGAGUAAAUGCAAAUUAUACCAUAUAUUUUGCCUUAAGACAUACGUGUUUCGAGUAAAUGCAAAUUAUACCAUAUAUUUUACCUUA